AUGGCCAACAAGCUGGUCUCGGAGAUGCGGCUGCCUCCCCACCUCGCCCACCUCCUCGCCGCGCGCCGCCUCACCACCGCCAAGGACGUGCUGUCGCUACCGGAGGUGGAGCUCAUGGCCCUGCUCGACGCCGGCAUCCUCACCGCCCGCGCCGCCGUCUCCCACGUCAGCGAGUUCGCCUGCCCACCCUGCCAAACGGCGCUCACGCUCCUGGAGGAGCGGGUCAGGCUGGGAGGCGGCGGCCGGCUGCCCACCACGCUCUGCGGGCUCGAUGAGGCGCUGGGCGGAGGCAUCCCCCUGGGGAAGCUCACCGAAGUCGUCGGGCCCUCGGGGAUCGGCAAGACGCAGCUUUGCCUGAAGCUUGCACUGUUGGCAACAUUACCAGAAUGCUACGGGGGCUUAAACGGUCGAGUUGUGUAUAUUGACACUGAAUCCAAGUUCUCUUCACGGAGGAUGAUCGAGAUAGGUCAGAAAAGCUUUCCGCAAGUAUUCAGGCAAGAAGGCUUGGCACAGAAGAUGGCUGGCAGGAUCCUAGUGAUGCGACCAACAUCGUUAUCUGAUUUCACAAAGAGUUUGGAGCAGAUGAAGGUGACUCUACUCCAGAACGAUGUCAAGUUACUUAUUGUUGACAGCGUGGCUGCUCUCACAUCCUCGGACAACGAAAGAGGUACAAGUACGACAGGUUUCACGCAACACCCUCUAAGAUGGGCUCUUUCAUUUCUUAAGUCUAUAGCAGAGUUCGCAAGAAUUCCAGUUGUAGUUACAAACCAAGUCCGCAGCCAAAGUAACGAUGAUGGUUAUCAUUACUCGUUUGAAGUAAAAAAGAUGGGUGAUGGCAAUGGUGUUGAAAGAAUUGAAUCUCAUCUUGUUGCUGCUCUAGGAAUUCAGUGGGCUCAUGCUGUAACUAUCCGUCUAGUCUUCGAAUCCCACUCAGGUCACAGGUUCAUCAAGGUGGCGAAAUCUCCCAUGUCUCCAGCUGUAGCAUUUCCUUUCAUUGUGGAAUCAUCUGGCAUUACAUUGCUAACUGAUGAAGGAAUUGAUGUGUCAGGUCCUGAGAUAACCUCGAUCCGCUGCCAAGGGCAAAAUCUGCUGGGUCUGGGAGAAUGACCAUUUGAAUGCUACUGCAGUUGCAGCAACAUGGACAAUCCUGCAUUCUCAUCUGUUAACCGGUACCAGCUUUGAGAACACACGUGAAUGUAUUUUGGUGCAAACUGUGCUGGUCCUGUGCCCUUUGAAAACUGAGGACGAAUCCUCAACACGUUUGCAUUCGUGGAUCUGCAGGAGAUGAUCGGAAAGAAGCUUAAGAAUGGUGAUGAGUGUGCUUAUGCCACUUCCACUUGUCAUGACGAAAAGCAGAGGCAAGAUAUGUGCAUAGUAUAUUGGGUAGAAGCCUUGUUAGUAUAUAGGUUAGAGUAUUAGGAUUUUCUAAUCUGAUUACGUUUGUUGAAGGGAUUAUUAGUUGCUAGAGAUAAAAAUCUCAUUUUCUCCUCCAGUUUAGAUCAAGUUUCUGUAGACAACUCUGAUUCUUGCAAGUUGUUAUGUACCGCCGCACAACAAUCCAA
Lolium rigidum is the source of this 1562-nucleotide messenger RNA. RefSeq names its product DNA repair protein RAD51 homolog 2-like. Gene Ontology annotation, molecular function: ATP binding; ATP hydrolysis activity; four-way junction DNA binding. The transcript is spliced from 12 exons. Gene Ontology annotation, biological process: double-strand break repair via homologous recombination. The record is from RefSeq and is a predicted model, not a curated record. Bases 1 to 1107 code for a protein of 368 amino acids. Gene Ontology annotation, cellular component: Rad51B-Rad51C-Rad51D-XRCC2 complex; replication fork. NCBI's taxonomy places the organism in Eukaryota, Viridiplantae, Streptophyta, Magnoliopsida, Poales, Poaceae.